ACGCUCUUCCGAUCUAGUAAGAAGCGGGCGAUCCGCUGGACUCGACGAAUCCAACCUGGUUAUGCGUCAUCGCGCUCCAUUCCGCCGCGACUUAUUCCGAGCACGAACGCGAAUGCUCUCGGUUAACGAGACCUCGACGUUGGUGGAAAUCAACGAUUCCCGUGGCGUUCGCGCUAGCUUGUUCGCCUCGACCUCGCCAUCGAUAGGUCGACAAACUAAUGGGUAGGCGUUCGACGAUCGCAGCUUAAGGACUCCGGAGUCCCUUUCGUUCCGUUCGCUGUUUCGACGCGUUGACGUGCGCACGUGAUCCGAAGGAAUCGGUCAGGGAAAUUCGAGGAAAAUACCGCUAUGUCGAUGCUGAUCCGUCGAUGUUGACGCAGAGGCACGAGCGGUCUCGUGACGCGCCGGUUUCGCGUAAAUCCGAUGUAAUCCUUAGCACGCGUAGCUCAUCGCAGUUGCAUACUCCGGCGUGACGUUUGGUAGGAGGGCAGCCCACCUCCGCGAGUCGACAAACGACCUGCCGCUGAUAUCGACUACUCCGUGGGCUCGGCGCACGUGUCUAUCACCAAGUCGUCACGCGAUACACCGAUGAGAGCCGCGCGCAACGCUGCAUCUCCCCUUUGUGAGAAUUUCUACGCGCGAUUGCCUAAUAACCUUCUCCCGCGCUCAUAUCGUUCUCUUUCUUCCAUUUCUACGUCGCACCAUCUUUGUCCGUCUCUACCUACUCCGUCGCUUGUCCGCCUUACCGGCGCGACGCGACGCUCUCUUUCGAUUCGGUUUAGCCUUCCCGAUAAUAAUCGUGUCUCGACUCAAUCGUCUAAUCGCCGAUAGUUAUCUUCGACCGAGCGAUUCAUCGAUUGGAAAGAGGAACCGCGUUACGUUACGGCCUGCCUCUCCAUUUACAUCGGCCGCAUCGAGCGUACCCUUCGUCGCGACGAUUUCCACGAAGCGGCAAAUUGCCGCUGUCGCGAGGAAAACGCGGCACGGAGAAUCCACGACGUAUCCGCGCGAGUAGCUAGCCCGUUAUUUUCGAAGCCGGUAGUUUGCGGAUAGGGCGGUUCCUCGCAAACCUUUGAAUAUUUCAAGUACAACGAGCGUCGUCCCACGUCCGACGUCGUCGAGGGACAGUCGCGCGGUAUUUCCCGACGCUCGUUCCUUCGACGACGUCAUGCUGUUUCUCGGUCGAGUUCUCGGUAUCGUGGCGAUCCUCGCCGCUACUCGACCAGCGGAUGCGUUCGACUCGUGGUUCGUCGACCUGAUCCACGACUCCGUCACCGUGCUGUUUCCACCGGUAAGAGUAUCGGCGCAUCUCUGUCGUGUCGACCAUGACGGCGCGAUCGAGCUGUCCAGAAGGAUGUCGAGAAAGGGUCUGGCUCACGACAUACAUGGCGAGUUGCAGGGAUUCGAGCUACGAACGCGCCACGACGGCUGGGAACAUCGGAUUUUGUACGUGGUGGACCUGGAUUGCGACUACGCGAUUCCACUCUUGCGAGCGGCGAACGCGAGCGGCCAGUUCUCAGCGCCGAUCAGAUGGCUUCUGCUUCGAGAUGGCACGAUCGCUGGAAACUCGAUGGCUCGCGUGGAUCGAACGUUCAGCGAUAUGGCCGUUUAUCCAGACAGCGAGGUGAUCGUGGCGACGAAGCUGCGAGUCGACGAUAGCUUCGCGGAAAUAACGUCCGUGUACAGGCCUAGCCCGUAUCACGGUGUUAUAACGGAGGAUCGAGGAAACUGGACGGUGGAUGGCGGCGUUCGAGCGGCGAAUCUGCACGCGGCGUCGCGACGAAGAAGGAACCUUCGACGGACGCCUCUGAAAUCCUGUCUCGUGAUGACGGAUCCCGAUACGAUCAACCACUUAACCGAUUACGAAAAUAAGCAUAUAGAUGCGGUUACGAAGGCCAACUAUCCUUGGAUGUUGCAUAUAGCGAGCCGAAUGAAUGCAACCAUCGACUUUCGCGUGACCAACACCUGGGGAUAUCGACUGGAGAACGGGUCGUGGAACGGCCUCACCGGGAUGCUGCAACGACGAGAGAUCGAUAUAGGAGGCACGGCAACCUAUCUUAUUCAACAGCGUAUCGGUGUAAUCGAUUAUGUACAACUUUAUACCCGCACCAAAGCGAAAUUCAUUUUCCGUGCGCCUUUGCUGUCCACCGUGAGCAACAUUUUCACGCUGCCGUUUCAACGAUCCGUCUGGAUAGCGAUCGGCGUUUUUCUUCUGCUGGUACUCGGCUUGCUCUACUUUUCCUCCAAAUGGGAAUAUCGUCGGGGAGCAUCGGCGAAAAGCGCCGCAUAUUGGCAGCAAUUUCAUCUGGACGAACAAACGCUCAGUGAUAAUUUCAUGGUCGUGUUGGGUGCUUUUGCGCAACAAGGAUACUCUUACGAGCCGUAUCGCGUUCCCUCGCGAAUCGUCACUUUGAUGCUUUUACUCGCCGCUCUCAACCUGUACGCCUCUUACACGGCCAAUAUCGUCGCUCUGCUCCAAUCCACCACCGACUCUAUCAGAACUAUCGCCGACCUGUUCUACAGCCCGUUAAAAUUGGGGGCGCAAGACGUGGUCCACGUUCGACACUACCUCAAGAGCUUUCAAGAUCCUCUGCGAAAAGCCAUAGUGGAAAAGAUCGAACCAAAGGGUCACAACAGCUCGUGGUUACCGGUCGAAGAAGGGGUUCGACGCGUUAAAGACGAGCUGUUCGCGUUCCACUCGGAACUGGGCGCGUUCUACAAGAUAAUGCAGGAGACGUAUCGGGAGGAAGAGAAGUGCGGGAUCACGGAGAUCGAUAUACUGAACAUGUUAUAUCCGCUUCUGGUGAUCCCAACUCGAUCGCCGUAUCUGGAGAUCGUAAAAAACGCGGCUUUGGCGUUGGCCGAGACUGGUCUGCAAACCCGCGAAGACAGCCGCUUGUACACGAAGAAGCCCAAAUGCCAAGGACAAACGAGCUUCGUCAGCAUAGGAUUCACCGAGUGCUAUUUCGCGUUGGUGGCGGUGGGCUACGGGGCGCUUCUCAGUCUCGUUGUGUUGGCGGUGGAACAUCUGUGGCAUAGGAAAGGAAGCUUGAUCGACCUCCGGGCCGUGAAGAGGUUCGCCUCGGACGCCUUGCCGUUUCCCGGUGAAACACCGAACGACAACGCGACACCUUGGAACGAAGGCGAUCCGUUUGAGUUCAUCGAGGAGAGUCGUCGCUUGCCGAGCAAGGAAACGGAGAACGGAUCGGUGUCAGAGGACGCGGAUGAUCGUCAAUGACGAGGAACACGUUCGACCAUCGGGGAUUCGGUGAAUUCGGUUCAAUGAAAACGUACGAGAUAACAUGAGGUCGAGCGUGCACUCGGGUAAAUCUUCGACGCACUUGGCAGGGUUGCCGGCGAAACGGGUAAACGAGGGUACCACGGUCUCCGGUGGUACCACCGCUCCAUCCUCGAUGUAGCAACAGUCUUUCAGGACGCACCUUCUCCCCUGCGUAGUUCAACAAGCACUUACUCUUUCUGUUAUCCCGUUGCUUCAAUUCGUGCAAAUACGUAUAAAUAAAGUUUACGCGUGUAUGCCUUAUA
Bombus huntii is the source of this 3543-nucleotide messenger RNA. RefSeq names its product glutamate receptor ionotropic, delta-1-like. NCBI's taxonomy places the organism in Eukaryota, Metazoa, Arthropoda, Insecta, Hymenoptera, Apidae. Gene Ontology annotation, cellular component: membrane. The transcript has 10 exons. Gene Ontology annotation, molecular function: ligand-gated monoatomic ion channel activity. The record is from RefSeq and is a predicted model, not a curated record. The coding region runs from base 1169 to 3238 and encodes 689 amino acids.